AUGGCUCCGACAAGGCUUCUAUUACAGAAUCAGUCUCAAAGAUCUAAUGAAACCUUCAAGGAGUAUGCUCAACAUUGGCGCGAAAUGGCGUUUAUGGUCCGACCCACAUUAUUUGACAACGAAUUGGUAGAUAUCUUCAUGGGUACACUGCAAGGGUUGUAUUAUGAUAAGAUGAUUGGAAGUUCGUCAACAAAUUUUUCUGAUAUGGUAACUGUUGGGGAGAAUGUAGAGAAUGGGCUGAAAUCGGGGAAAAUCACAGACACAACCGCACCGGAGUCAACAAACAAGAGGUCGCAUGGGGGCUUCGCAAAUAAGAAGGAGGGGGAGGAAAGCGCUAUGACGGCGAGUGCUCGCCCCCAAUAUCAAUUUCCGAUGGCCCCUAUGUCAUAUUACCCCUACCCAUACGUCGCCGCAGUUCAAUAUCAGCAACCGCCAUUCCAAUACCAACCGCAGAAAGGUAAUCAACAAUCAACACCGGCACAUAAAAAUAUGAACCAACAAUAUAAUCGUGACAACAAAGGACAAAAUCAAGGUCAGAACAAUAGAAGCAAUUUUGGUAACCGUCCCCUAUUUGAUAAGAUCCUAGUACGGUAUGCAGAGUUGGUGCCGUAUCUGAUCCACGUAGGGGCCAUCUUACCAAGAGAACUCCCAACAUCCUCUCCUGCCUUUAAUCACAGUCACAAUCCUAAUGCCACGUGCGCUUUUCACACAGGGUAUAUAGAACACUCCAUCAAGGACUGUUGGGCUCUCAAAAAGAGGACCCAAGAGUUAACUGAUCAAGAGAUCAUGUCGUUCUCCGAGGAAAAGCCCAACGUGAAGACUAAUCCCUUGCCAAACCAUGGUGGCGCAACAGUCAAUGCUGUGAUCGAAGAAGAAAAUGCUGAAUCUAUACUAAGGGCUGAAAAGGUGAAGACUCCGAUGUCCGUUAUGUUACAGAGACUUGAACAAUUUUGGUUGCUAGAAGGUGUACAUGAUGAUUGUGCAGUGUGCAAGUUUGAUCCGGACAAUUGCGACAAGCUGAGGGGUUGUGUGUAA
Lathyrus oleraceus (garden pea) is the source of this 1035-nucleotide messenger RNA. RefSeq lists its product as uncharacterized. NCBI's taxonomy places the organism in Eukaryota, Viridiplantae, Streptophyta, Magnoliopsida, Fabales, Fabaceae. The transcript has a single exon. Bases 1 to 1035 code for a protein of 344 amino acids. The record is from RefSeq and is a predicted model, not a curated record.